Messenger RNA from Gaeumannomyces tritici R3-111a-1, 1320 nucleotides. RefSeq lists its product as hypothetical. The record is from RefSeq and is a predicted model, not a curated record. The transcript has 5 exons. Gene Ontology annotation, molecular function: oxidoreductase activity, acting on CH-OH group of donors; flavin adenine dinucleotide binding. Lineage: Eukaryota; Fungi; Ascomycota; Sordariomycetes; Magnaporthales; Magnaporthaceae. Bases 1 to 1320 code for a protein of 439 amino acids.
AUGGCCAUCCCUGAGACUCGAGACUUUGACUUCAUUGUCGUUGGUGGUAUUGGCACCGCCGGCUGCGUCGUCGCAGGCCGCCUGGCCGAGAACCUCAGCGUCUCGGUCCUGGUCAUCGAGGCUGGCAUGGACAACCCCGGCGCCGUGGACGCCAUCACGACGCCGGCGCGCGCCUUCGAGCUGCGGGGCAGCAAGUACGACUGGAGCUACAAGACGGGCAUGAUCGACCGGCCCGAGUACACGCGCAUCGAGAAGCCCAACACGCGCGGAAAGAUCCCCGGCAGCGCCGCCACGUACGACGACUGGGUCCCGUACGGCGGCGCCGAGUGGGGCGAGAAGCUGCGGUACAUGGGCGCCGGCGGGCCCCUGUCCAUAUCGCACUCGGACCUGAUACCCGAGGCCAAGCCGUUCCGCGACGCGCUCGAGAGGGCCUGGGUCAGCAAGGGCGAGCCCCUGACCGACGACCAUAUACAAUGGGAAGCGCUCGUCGUCGAGCUAGCUGUUCCUCGAGGGCAAGCAGAACGUGACGGUGCUGGGCCACACGCACGCCAAGUGGCGCGCAUCGAGGGCGGCAAGGCCGUGGGCGUCGAGGCCAUCGGGCCGGACGGCGAGGCAACACUAUCGUUCCGCGCGGCACGCGAGAUGAUCGUGUCGCUAGGCGUGUACGAAUCCCCCAAGCUGCUAAUGCUCUCGAGCGUUGGGCCGCGGGCGGAGCUAGGCCGGUUCGGCAUCGACGUGGCCGUCAAGUCAGCGCACGUGGGGCAGAACCUGCUCGACCACCCGAUCUUGCCGCACGUCCUCAAGAUCAGAGACGGCUGCGGCCUAGACCGGCACCUGCUGCGCGCGAGGCUCGAGAAAGACGCGGCCGUGUCGGCCUACCGCUGGAAGUACAAGGGCCCCUAUACCAGCGGCCUGCUUGAGCUGGUCGGGCUCCCGCGCAUCGACGAGCAGCUGGCCGCCUGCCCCGAGUACGCGGCGUACAAGGCGGCCAACGGCGGGGUGGACCCGUUCGGCCCGGGCGGGCAGCCGCACUUCGAGAUCGACUUCGUGCCCAUGUUCUCGGACGCGCUCCAGUGGCACAUACCCUGCCCGCCGGCAGGCGACCACCUCACCGUCAUCGUGGACCUGCUGCGGCCGCUGUCCAGGAGCGGGGCCGUGACGCUCAACUCGGCCGACCCGCUCGAGCAGGCCAAGAUCGACAUCAACUUCUUCUGGCACGACCUGGACCUCGUCGCCAUGCGCGAGGGCGUGCGCUGGGUCGACGACGUACUCAUGAACGGCGAGGGCAUGCGGGAUAUGAUCGAGGGGGACUACCCCUGA